Molecule: messenger RNA, 383 nt
Organism: Anneissia japonica
Lineage: Eukaryota; Metazoa; Echinodermata; Crinoidea; Comatulida; Comatulidae
Exons: 4
Coding region: 66-383 (105 amino acids)
Source: RefSeq, a predicted model, not a curated record
UCUGGCAAUCAAUAUCUAUAGUGUUAAUAUUUUCAUCGAUAAGAGGUGAUUGCAAGGAAAAAUGUAUGUCAGACUUAAAACUGGCAGCAGUAGGCAAUACUGUAUUUGGCUUGAAUGUAAAAGAACUAAGAAAUAAGGAGCGGUGUAUUCAGAAUGCUACAGAUACGUCAUGGAUUCUUCAAACGAAUGACACUGAAGCUGGAAUUUCUCUAAAUUAUCCUGUAAAAUGUCAGCAAGGCUGCCAGCAUUGCAAUAAUGAAUCCCUUCGACCAUAUCCUCCACAAGAGAUUACUUACAGAUCAACGACUGGAUCAGACUUGUGUGUCGGAUGGAAAGGAAAUGUGUCAACAAAUUAUACAAUGUAUUAUAGACAAGACAGGUAA